Saccostrea cuccullata (small rock oyster) is the source of this 689-nucleotide messenger RNA. RefSeq lists its product as uncharacterized. Lineage: Eukaryota; Metazoa; Mollusca; Bivalvia; Ostreida; Ostreidae. The annotation marks the transcript as partial. The record is from RefSeq and is a predicted model, not a curated record. The transcript has 4 exons.
GGAACCAGAUGUCUGAUAAAGAGAGUGUAGAAGAACUGCCCUCUCACAUCACCAAAGAUUCCUCUUUGUCACAACACAAGCACAUCCAGCUUCUUCUCCAACAGAGGUACCUCAACCAGGCGACAGCUAAUGACCCCAAACAGCUGUCCAGAUACACAGAAUCCGCCACUGCUGCCGCCCAGAAUCUGUUACACGUCAACCCAGAGAGACUGGCAAUGGUAUCAAACAGGAAUGGAGCAGAUAGUGUUUCCUCAACUUCGCACAUUCCCACAAUGCAUCACAGUUCACAACUUCCUGUUAUCGAUGGUCAAAAAUCUCCGAGUCAGGCUCCACAGUUAUUUCUGACACCAAUCCAGAAGCAGCUUCAUGAACAGUUGAGAGAGAAGUCCCAGAAGUUACAACAGGCCAUUCUGCAGCAACAGGAGGAACUCCAACAGAUAACUCGGCAGCUCGCUAUGGCUCAGCAGGGAAUUCUUCCACUCCCUGAGCUCCCCAGUCCAGGUACACCAGUGAUUAUGAAUCCACCUGUAAGAGCAGCUGUGAUAAAUACCACCCCUGUAAACGCAUCAGCAGGGUUCCCCUUACAGACCCCCAUAUCUACGGCCCUGCCCCAGGAGCAGCCCCAGUUCAGUCUGUUUCAGUUGAUGCCCCACGACACGGAGACUGUUUUCUCCUACACAUCAGACUGA